CAUGAUUGGAAAUGCAAAUUGCUAUAAAGUCUCCAUGUGGUCAGCCUGUCGACCAUUCGGGCUUUUCGUUGCUCAAAUAGCAACAUCUAAUACUGGUCAUCCCUCCAGUAUACCUUCGUAUCCUGAAUUCAUAGAUUAAAAUCAGUCUUUACAUUCUACCGCUCUAAGUAGACCUCGACCAUGACUGUCUCCAAUGGAACAAGGUCGUGGCAAGAAAUUGCCCACGAUUACCAAAAACAUCGCGAUGAGACCGUUGCCCGUGUAGAUCCUGCCAUCCCAGAUGCACCAGCCAAGCUUCCUCUCAAUGUCACCGGCCUACCGAAGCAGCUGUUGUCUGCCCGAGAAAUUGAAAUCACCGAGCAGACUGUACCGGAACUGAAGCAGAAGCUAUCUACAGGGGAGUGGAAAUGUGUUGAUGUUAUCAAGGCCUUUCUGCGUCGAGCAGGUCUGGGACAGAAAUUGGUCAACUGCGUAGCGGAACUGCUUCCAGAGCGAGCGAUCAAGCGUGCAGAAGAACUAGACCAGUAUCUCGAAGAGCACAAGAGACCAAUUGGACCUCUGCAUGGCAUCCCAAUCAGUGUCAAGGAGCAUCUUGGCAUGAAGGGGCUGGACCUCAAUGCCGGUUUCUGCUCGUUUGUUGGAAAAGUACCAGAUGAGGAUGCGCAUCUCCUGAAAAUUCUCUGGGAAGCGGGAUGCGUCUUCUACGUUAGAUCUACACAGCCUCAAACUUUGAUGCACCUCGAAACGUCAUCGAAUCUCUGCGGUGUCACAGUCAACCCCUUCAAUCGAGCUCUGACAUGUGGAGGAAGUUCUGGUGGAGAAGGCGCACUGCAAGGCAUUGGUGGAAGCAUCCUGGGAAUUGGAUCUGAUAUUGGCGGCAGCAUUCGAUCACCUGCUGCAAACAAUGGUGCCUACGGAUUUCGGCCCUCAACAUAUCGCCUCCCUACAGGCGGCUACGCAUCUGCCAUGCCAGGUGCCGACUCCAUCGUUGGCGUUGUCGGGCCGCUCAGCAACUCCCUCGAAGGAAUCGAGCUAUUCAUGCAAACUGUUAUUGACGCACAACCUUGGCUCAAAGAACCCAGUCUCGUGCCCUUGCCAUGGAAGCAGCCUGACCCAAACUGGUUUACCGAUCAUAGUGGCAAGUUCAAGAUAAAAGUGGGCGUUUUAUGGACCGACGAGGUGGUCAAACCGCAUCCGCCGGUGCUGCGAGCGUUGAAGGAAGUCGUCGAAAAGUUGAAGCAAACAGAGGGUUACGAGAUAGUCGAAUGGAAGCCAUAUAAGCAUGAUUUGGCAUGGGACAUUAUCGCUAGCUUAUACUUUCCGGACGGCGGUGCCAAAGAAUCCGCUGCCAUUGACUCAUCUGGCGAGCCAUGGCGGCCCCUGUCCGAAUUUAUCAUCAAAGACAACCCACUUGUCAAAGCACACUCCAUUGAUGAUAUCUGGUUUUGGCAUCGUCAACGUAACGAGUACCGGACAGACUACGCCAAGUUGUGGAACAGCACUGCUGUCAAAGAUCACGGCAAAGGCGUCCUCGAGGGUGCCGUAGAUGUUAUCCUUUGUCCUGUCGGACCCGGCGCCGCACCACCAAUCAACUGCGCCAGGUACUGGGGCUACACCAGCCAGUGGAACCUGCUCGACUAUCCGUCUGUCGUGUUCCCCGUUACAAAAGUCAAACCGGAUGUCGAUGUCACAGAGACUGACUACAAGCCUUUGAAUGAUCAAGACGAGUAUAAUUACAAGCUUUACGAGCCAGAACUCUACCGCGAUGCACCCGUAGCUUUGCAGCUAGUUGCGCGGAGAUAUGAAGACGAAAAGGUUCUCAAAGCGCUAGAAUUAAUUCAAAAGGCAACCGGUGCGCCGUUUGAAAAGUAAUCUUGUAUGCAUCGAGCAUUUGAUAUAUCCCAGAGACUACGUCGACGCAUUUAUUGUGUUCGCUUGCGUGGAUAGUAGUAGACUAAUAGAGUUGGAUCAGUCGUAGAUAGCACGUCUAUUUAUAUAAGGUUUCGAUACCAUGCUGCUUAGACAGUAUUAUACUGUUCUAUGAUUCAAGCGAUGGACCGCGCUCACUGUAAUGCAUAUAAAUUUUUAGAAGAGAAAAAGAAAUCCAGCAUAGUGGGAA
Messenger RNA from Xylona heveae TC161, 2119 nucleotides. Its product is annotated as amidase. The coding region runs from base 181 to 1872 and encodes 563 amino acids. Lineage: Eukaryota; Fungi; Ascomycota; Xylonomycetes; Xylonales; Xylonaceae. The transcript has 8 exons. The record is from RefSeq and is a predicted model, not a curated record.